Molecule: messenger RNA, 1906 nt
Organism: Meleagris gallopavo (turkey)
Lineage: Eukaryota; Metazoa; Chordata; Aves; Galliformes; Phasianidae
Source: RefSeq, a predicted model, not a curated record
GUACUACCUGAGCAUAUGCACGCAUACGUGCUCUACUUGUUUAAAUCACUGUUAAUAAGUUGCUUUUAUUGUGCAGGUGUAUCUGAACCUUCUUUUAUUGCCAAGAGUGAAGAUCGUUUGUUUAAACGUUUAUUUGAAGACUAUCAAAGAUGGGUUCGUCCAGUGGAACACUUGAAUGACACGAUAAAAAUCAAGUUUGGUCUUGCAAUCUCUCAGCUAGUAGAUGUGGAUGAGAAGAAUCAGCUGAUGACCACAAAUGUCUGGCUGAAACAGGAAUGGAUAGAUGUAAAAUUAAGAUGGAACCCUGAAGAGUAUGCUGGAAUAACAUCUAUUCGUGUCCCAUCGGAUUCUAUUUGGAUCCCAGACAUUGUGUUAUAUGACAAUGCAGAUGGACGUUUUGAGGGGACAUCUACUAAAACUGUGGUAAAAUAUGAUGGCACCAUUGCUUGGACUCCACCAGCAAAUUAUAAAAGUUCUUGUACUAUUGAUGUAACCUUCUUUCCUUUUGACCUCCAAAACUGCUCUAUGAAAUUUGGUUCCUGGACUUACGAUGGCUCCCAGGUUGAUAUAAUUUUAGAAGAUUAUGAUGUUGACAAAAGAGACUUUUUUGAUAAUGGAGAAUGGGAAAUAGUGACUGCAACAGGGAGCAAAGGAAAUAGAACUGAUGGAUGCUGCUGGUAUCCCUUUGUUACAUAUUCGUUUAUAAUUAGACGUUUACCACUUUUUUACACAUUGUUUCUCAUCAUUCCUUGCAUUGGACUUUCUUUUCUAACUGUCCUCGUCUUCUAUCUUCCUUCAAAUGAAGGUGAAAAAAUUUCCCUGUGCACUUCAGUCCUGGUAUCUCUGACUGUUUUUCUUCUUGUCAUUGAAGAGAUUAUUCCAUCGUCUUCUAAAGUUAUCCCGCUUAUAGGAGAAUACUUGGUGUUUACUAUGAUAUUUGUGACAUUGUCCAUUGUGAUAACAGUCUUUGCUAUCAAUAUUCAUCACCGUUCUUCAUCUACACACAAUGCCAUGGCACCUUGGGUUCGCAAGAUAUUUCUUCACAAACUUCCCAAACUGCUUUGCAUGAGAAGUCAUGUAGAUAGAUACUUUGCUCAGAAGGAGGAAAAAGGAAAUAUGAGUGGAUCAGAAUCGUCUAGAAACACCUUGGAAGCAGCUCUAGACUCUAUCCGAUAUAUCACAAGGCAUGUUAUGAAGGAAAAUGAAGUUCGUGAGGUUGUUGAAGACUGGAAAUUUAUUGCUCAGGUGCUUGAUCGAAUGUUCUUAUGGGCCUUUCUUCUGGUUUCAAUAAUUGGAUCACUUGUGUUAUUUAUUCCUGUUAUUCAUAAAUGGGCAAGUAUAAUAGUACCUGUGCAUAUAGGCAGUACAAAUACAUAAGAUAUUUUUGGAUCUGUCUCCUGCUAACAUCAUUCUAAAAAGGUUUUGUAGUGUUAAGUUUCCAUGCAUGUUCUUUGUAGGCAUGUUUCUGAUAGGAAAAAAAAUAAAGUCCUAAACUUAAAAAUUAUGUUGUUAAAGCAUGACACGUAGGACUCACAGAAGUCAAUGUGCUUAGUGCCAGUCUACGAAGAUACUUGUACAUCAGGUCAAAAUCAAAGACCUUUGCAAAUAUUUGCAUGUGUGUGUUAGAAGCAGUAUAUACUGACACCUACCGAGAAGGAGAAGGAUUGAGAUUUUUUUAAUGAAGAUCACUGCAGUCCCAUUAUUAAGUUACUGUGGAAAAUAUUAUAUUUAUUAUUAAAUUUUUGCAGAUGCUUGCACAAUAGAGUUGUUUGUCAACUUAUUAUAUUAUGCAAAUGAGAACUUGUAUCUACACAGUAAAUGAAAAAUUAUGAUAAAAACAUCACUUGAACUUCCUUCCUUUUCAGCAGACCAAUAAACAGAGCAUUCUGACUGCGUUAUGCCUUUA